UGUAUAACAAAUAAAGCCAAAUAUAAACAGGCUAGCGCUGUGCUACACAGAUGAUGAUCAAUACGCUAAGCCACUACAGACUUACUGGAAAUUAUUCAUCGUACAUUCAAACAUUCUCUUGCAUUCACGUGAGUACAAUAAUAAUACAAUUUACGUAUCAAAGUAUAAUAUUAAUGGUAUUGUGUUGCACAAAUUCUAUAUUCCAGCCAGUUAAAAAUCUUAGUAUGAAAGACUAAUAGCAAUUAUCGGUAUAAAACGAAAUCGUCCUAAUUAUGUUACAAUUAUGCAAAUAAUUAGUUUCUUUUAUAAAUUAAAAAUAUGAUUUCAUAACUUGGCCAGUAUGGGGAUCGAACCCACGACAUUCGCGUUAUUAGCACGACGCUCUAACCAACUGAGCUAACCGGCCAGCCGUCUAUUCUAUAACCAACUACUACUUUAUUCAAAUUAAUGUUUUCGUAACUCUGGGAAAUGAGGAGUUAUACUGAUGAUCACAAACCUUUAAAAAAUAUAUUCUAGCUCUAAUAUGAAUUAAAUAGAUUACGAAUGUUUGACUCUGUCUGCAAUGCGCGUAUGCAGUAUGCCUUGUUGUAAGCAAAGGAUGGUACCGUCGUCAAUCGUGGCAGCGCCGUCUCCUACUCCUGGUGCAAUUUCUUUCAGGCACUAUCCGCCCCUCCCUCCAAGCAAGCCCCCCCCCCCACACACACACAACCCCACCGUCAGAAAAAAAUGGCAACAAAAAUAAAAGGAAAACAUAUUUUAAUAAAAAAUUAAUUAAUUUUCAUUUUUUUCUAACAUUUUGAAAAUGAAGAGCAAUAAGAGACAGUAACCGAACACAAAUACUGGUAACUAUGACUAAAUGAAAUAUCGCUAAGCCGCCUAAUUCCGAUCUAUUUAAGUGGUUCUCAACCUUCCUAAUAAUGCCGCAAGCCUUUAAUACAGUUUCUCAUCUUGUGGCGACCCCCCCCCCCUCUCCCCCAGCCACGGCAUUAUUUUAGUUGCUGUUUCAUCACUGUAGAGUAUACGGUGGUUCUCAACCUUCCUAAUAAUGCCGCAAGCCUUUAAUACAGUUUCUCACCUUGGGGCGACCCCCCCCCCCUCUCCCCCAGCCACGGCAUUAUUUUAGUUGCUGUUUCAUAACUGUAGAGUAUACGUAUUUUCAGAUGGUCUUAGGCGACCCCUGGGAAAGGGUCGUGAGACCCCAAAAUUGGUCGCGAACCACAGAUUGUGAACCGCUGAUCUAUUUGAUGGUCCUUGCCGUCACUGCUAUAUUUCAGACUAAAUUUGUCAGAGGCUGACUUGAUUUGAAUAGGACUUUCUUACUGUUCAGAAAACUGCCCGCUGCUGAUCAUAAGCGAAAAGUUACUUGUUAUAUAAAUGUAUUAUAAUAUAUAUCCUGCUUCCUGUUUGAAACCGCGUCCUCACAACGCCACACAUUUUUAUAUUAAAUAGUACUGAGUGAAAAAGGCUGUCAUGCGUGACGUGUAAACUUAGGUCAAAUAAUUUUUUUAAUAUAUUAAUAAAAAAAUGAGCCACAUCUAUGGUGUAGGAAUGUCUGUAGGGCUAUUAUUUAAAGGCCGGCAUGUAUUGCGUAGGAUUGUCGGUAGGCGAACUCGGGUAAAAGCAUGUUUUUCGCUGGUGAUGACUAAUAUAUUAAUAUAAAAAAAUGAGCCACAAUUGUGGUGUAGGACUGUCUGCAGGACUAUUUUUUAAAGGCUGGCAUACCUUAUUUUCCAGUUAAUGCAUAACGGCUGUUUAUUUUAGGGUUGAAAGACUUUGCCAUUGUUUGCUUGGAAUUAGUUUUUGUAGUGUUGCGUUUUUUUUGUUUUUCAAUGUGGUAAAUUAUAGAUUUGUUGACUUUGUACCGCGCUUCGAGCUUUUGAGGAUGAAGCGUGUUUUUGAAAUGAACUUUAUUAUUAUAUAUAGGGUAGGAUUGUCGGUAGGCAAAUUUCUCAAAAUACCCGGACCCGCUUAAAAAAAAAAAAGCCCUAAUUAUUAAUAUUUACAAUCUGGGAGUACUAUUGAAUCAAUAUCACUUAAAUAAAAUACGUAAUAUCUAGUGCAUAUUUUGCCAUUCAAAUCGGGUGGGCAUGUAUAUUGCUUUUGAUUUGGUAGCGCAGUCCACUACAAUUGGUAGGUCCUACAAUGCACCAGUUUGAGCAAUGCUGCCCUAGUAAACACCUUGUCUUGUUUUACAGAGUUCGAGCGGCACGUGUAAGAUCACGGCAAACACGGGUCAACCAUGAAUGACCUCAUCACGGACCUGGUCAUCAGCCUCACGACCCACUUGACAACGUACCUGUUGAUCUUCAUCACAACGGCGAUCAUCUAUUUCAUCUUCACACAGCUGACCAACCGGGACACCUGGGAGAACUACGGGGUCAAACAGGUGUCCAUGGGGAGACUUGCUUUGGUUGAUUUCAAGUGAGACAUUGUUUUCGUGACCGGUUACCGCCCACAGUCAGGGCAAUGGGACUGGGGACAAAGGGGCAUCUGCCACUUACACCAAAUUCCAAGGGGGGGGGGGGGCGCUAAAAUUGUCAUACAUAUACAGGCUUACAACAUUAAAUAUCAAUUAGUAUUGGAGGUUGGGAGGGGAGAACGUUCAAGGUUCGCCCCCAGGGCAUCUGCCACUUACACCAAAUUCCAAGGGGGGGGGGGGGCGCUAAAAUUGUCAUACAUAUACAGGCUUACAACAUUAAAUAUCAAUUAGUAUUGGAGGUUGGGAGGGGAGUACGUUCAAGGUUCGCCCCCCGGGCACGGCUUUUCGAUGGCACGGCUGUGCUCACAGCAAAACAAUACCCCCAAAAGUCAUUUUUAAUUUCACGACCAGUCUAUAACUAUCACACCCAACUCUCCUAAUUCACUCACUUAUAGCACUUAUGGUCGAGCUACGAAAAAAUCAAACAUGAAACGACAACAUCCUCCGACACAACAUUGAUAAUGAUAAAUGCAAUAUCUUAAAAUAUACUAACUCAUAAUUAGAUUAUCUCAUGUUUCUCAUCAUAAUAAUACAUAGUGAAAAUAACGCUUUUUGUAUAUCUAACCUGAAGUAAUGUCGAUCUCUCUCCAAAACACAAUCAGGUUCUCCUUCAUAUAUCACACCAAGUACUCACUCGCCCCCACCCUCCCCCCCCACAAUAUAAAAGCAAAACAACAAGCUUACACAUAUAUGUUAACCCCCACCCCCACCAACACACCUCUCAUAAGAGUCAACGUCCCCCACAUAAAAUUGACAUCGUUCACAAUCUAUUAUUGCCCAACAUCAGCUAGGGUAGACUUAAAACAUGUGAAAUAGUAAAGCCCUUUGUCAGGAAUGUUGAUUUUUUUUUUUUUUUUUUUUUUUUUUUUUUUUUUUUUUUUUUUUUUUUUUUUUGUAUUGACUUGUUAAUCGUCCAUCGCCCCCACCAUUCAUUGCACCACCGUUUGAGUUCUAAAGUAUACGCCUCUACCAUUUUUUUGUUUCCCGACUAUACAGACGGGCAUCAGCAGCACUCAUGGAAGAACAUGGCGACACGGUUGGAAUAACUCGAGGUGAGAUGACCCUCAUCACACGUGACCUUGAACUCUUGAGGCACGUCAUGGUCAAAGAUUUCAACAAUUUUGUGGACAGAAUGGUAGUAAUGACCACCAACACUCCGAUUGAAGAUAGUUUGUUUUUCUCCAAUGGCCAAGACUGGAGGCGAAUGAGGCACUUGAGUUCACCUUCGUUCAGGUGAGUUUACCUUUAAUGUCAGCAUCUGUCGGGCCACUUGACAUUUGAAUUUACAGUCAUUCAGGGGGAAUUUCUUAUUUAUUAUCAUAAACAUUGUCAAUUAAGCACCUUAGAUCAUUAGUCUACUUUAUAAUUAUCAGUGUUGUCUAUUAUAUCUUUCAAAAUGAACAGCAGGAGCAAAUAUGUGCCGUAUGAUAAUAAUUUAACAUAAACAAAAUGUUCAAUUAUUUUUGAAAGUUGAAUUCAUGUAAACUUACACAUUUUUGCUAAAAAAAUUAAUAUCAAAUUCAACUUUUAAACAAUUUUCACAGCACUGGUAAACUCAAGUAUGUUGCAAGAAACAUUGAAAGUUCUGCCCAAAAGCUGGCAAACAUACUGGAAGAUUGUGCCGGGAAGGACGUGCUGGUCCCAAUCAAACACAUCACCGGCCAGUACACCAGUGAAAUCAUUGCGAGCUCAGCUUUCGGAGUGCAGACAGAUUGCUUGGGCAAGGAGGACGAUGAGUUCACCCAUCACGCCAAGUCUAUUAUAAAGAUUAGAAGCAAAGCAAUGAACAUGUUAAUCUUGGUGAUGUUCAGAUUCAAGUGGCUGCAUCGUUUCCUUGUCAAAGUAAGGGGACUUCAUCACGCUAAAUCGAUCCUGCUACAAGAUAUUUUAGACCAUUUUUUAAAUUAUUAUAACCGUUCAACAAAAUAGCUUUAAGAUUUGAGUUUGGAUGGUUCUAAAAUAAUCGCCAACUAUUUAGUUCGUGGGAAACCGAGUACGUGGGGAAUAAGCUUACUUCAAAUUAUUUUUAUUUUCCCUUGCAUUAUUUAAUUGUUUUUCUAAUACCAAAAAAAAAAACCUAUUUUUUUCAUCCUUUCAAACGUCUGCUGUGUUAAGAAUACCGAGUUGUGUGCACUUUUUUUUUUGUUAAGUGUGAAAAGUUAAUGAUGUCUAUUAUUGGCAGUCAUGCUUUAGCAAUGGAUCGAAACUAAUGCAAAGAGGAAUUCAGAUAUCACAUAUUGGCUUAUCGUAGAAUUGUAAUGUUGACCUCAUUAGUGAGCAUAUUAACAUAAUCAUAAAUGUAUAUGUACUCAUUCUUCUAGACCUAAGUUCAAAGUGAUAUGCUCUCUGUUUUGUAAAUAGUUUUACAAUGGUAUUCUAUAUCUUGAUUGAAAUAAACAUGGCCAUAUUCAGUUUGAUAAAUUAUUUGGAUCCAGAAACUCAAGAUCAGCUUCCUAGAUCAGAUGAGUGGUGACGCCUACAACUAUUUCAAUGCCAUAAUCCACACAGCUGUGGCUCAGAGGUUAGAGAUGGAGCAACAAGGACUGGAGAGGCCUAAAGAUUUUCUCCAGAGUAUGAUCGUAGCCAAGACGAAAGGAGACGAAGAGGCAGCUCAUUAUACAUGUGAGCAUUUUAUGAUAACUCAUACAGUGGUGCAGUUAGAGGGGAGGUGGAGGGUGUCCAUUUGUUCUUUAUAUAUAUAUAUAUCUAUAUAUAUCGGUUCUACCGACGCAUCUGGAAACGCCUUACACACUGUUUUCAUUUCUAGUUUUCUCCAGAAUUUUCUAAAAGAAUCUGAUAAAUACAGACCAUUCAUUAGAUUUAGGUGGUAGGGUCAAGAUCAAAGGGAAUAAGCCAUGCCCAAUACUAUCGCAGGCGAAUUAGGGUCAGCUAGAUUUCACAUCAUGGGGGAAAUGUGACGCAAACACGUCGUCUAUAGAACAAAAUCAUCAAUGUAUUUACAGCUGAUUCCCAAGAGGCGUCCUGGGAACAACUGCCCAAGACGAUGACAGACAGAGAACUCAUUGGUCAGUCCAUGCUCGUCAUUUUUGCCGGCUUUGAGACCACGGCAACAACAUUACAGAUGUGUUUGUUUCUGCUGGCCCAGCAUGCAGAUAUUCAGGUAUUCUUUAAAUUUAAAAAAAAAAUGAAUUUAGUGUGAACUAUAAUACAAUCCUCAUGCUAUAAUUUAGAUAAAGACUAUAAUAAUGAAAUUAAGACAAAUAAUUUAAGAGUUCGGUUUUUAAAUUGCAAAGGCUAAUUGAACAAUAUUUGUAGAAAUAUAAAUGGUCAGUUUUUACACAAUAAAAUUGAAAAUAACAACAACAACAUUUCUAGUAUUUACGUUUUAAUAUAUCCAUGAAAAGUUUCCAUACUUUAUUUUUCCUCUCUCUUCAUGUUAAAUUCAUAGAAGAACAAAUCUAAAUUAAUCAUUCUUGUUUGUCUCGUUUUCAUUGAGCACAGGGUUGCGCUCUCUUUCGCUGCUCUUCCCGUCGUGCGCUUCAUCAUGUACGCACCAAAUGCACACAAAAUAAUAUCUAGAUUAGCGGUUCUCAACCUAUGGAUCUCGACUCCUUUGGGGGUCGAAUGGCCAUUUCCUAGGUGUCACUUAAGGCCAUUGGAAAACACAUUUACUCUUCAAUUAUGAAGUAGCAACGAACAUAAUUUUGUAGUUGGGGGUCGCCACAACGCGAGGAACUGUAUUAAAGGGUCGCAUCAUUAGGAAAUUUGAGAAGCACUGAUCUAGAUGAUCAAGUUUGAUGCAAUGAGUGAUUUUCCUUUAAAUGACCAAGCAGCAAUAUUUGAAUUGGAGCUUCAAAAGCAUUUUGCGCGCACAACAUCGUGUUUUCCUUGCCCCACCUAGCAAUAAAUAAUUUUUAAAUUAUUAGUAAUUUCUAAACACUUUUUGUACCAACAGGAAAAAGUUUACAAAGAGAUCCAAAAAGUAGUUUCCUCAGAAUCUCCGACAUACGAGGAACUUGGUCAGCUCAAGUACACUGAGCAGGUCAUCAACGAGACUUUAAGACACUACCCCCCUGCUGCCAUCAUAACCAGGAGGGCGGAAGCAACAUAUCAUUAUGGGUCUAUCACCAUACCCAAAGGUGCGGGGAUCUUGAUCCCUAUUGAAACCAUCAUGAUGGAUCCCAGAAACUACCCCGACCCCACAAAGUUUGACCCGGACAGAUUCUCCGAUGAAAACAAGGUCAAAAGAGAUCCAUUGACCUUCUUGCCUUUUGGCUACGGUCCACGUCACUGUAUCGGUAUGAGGCUGGCUUACCUUGAGCUCAAGGUUGGACUCGUCCAUGUGUUGAGGAAGGUCAAGUUUGAACUCAAUGACCGCACGGAGCCACGCAAGGGGGAGAAACUUGUCACGAGAUUUCAAGGAAUUAUUGUCAUCGACAAACCCAUUCAACUUCAGGCCAAAUUAAGAAAUGAGUAAUUGUGGGCUACACGCUGGACACGAUAGGCGAUGUAUCUCAAUGUUCCAAACUACAAACUAAUUCUACAUUGACAAUACUUACUUUAAAUUAAAUUAACCAUGGCAUUUUGACAUUUUAUAAUUGCAAACUUUUUCCACAAUUGCUGUUAAUUUUUUCCCCAUAAUACACGAAACAUUUAAUGUUAUUAAUCCUAGUUAUAAAGUAAGAGGGACUAUAACUAAACCAUGCUUACUUCACUCCACUCGCAAUCAUUUCUAUAAAAUAUGCAAUUACCUUGUUUUCUUUUCAUUGUUAUUUAAAUCAUUGGUGGGCACAUUUUUUUAGCUGCGAUCCAGAUUCAAAAGAUAACAGAUGCGUGGGAACCAUUAAUGGUGAAACGUUGGGAUGGGCUGGGGCUUUUUAACCGAAUCUUGUGGAUUUUAUUAUUUCACCAGACAAUCGAAACAACCCCAUGUAUGAGUGACAGAUGCCAUAGAAAUUUUAAAUUACGUGUCAAUUUUUUGUCUCCAUUUUAAUGAUUAUUUGAUUACACUUUUUUUUUUAAUUAAAAAAAGGGAGUAUGAGCCAUUCAAAAUGGAGGCACAAGCCAAAAUAGACCAGAGAGCCACAAUAUUCACACCCCUGAUUUAAAUGUUAAUUUUUCAGUUUUUUUUUGUAUAAAAAAUUGUUUUAUUUUUAAGCAAGGAAAAUGCUAAAUAACUGGUAAUAAUAAUUUUUCUCAUUCACUCUAAAUAGUUAUUAUUUUCUUUCAAUUGAAAGAUUUCUGAAGAAUUGAAGGACCUAGUUUACCACACAGACGCUCAUCAGGAUCUAUUUCUCCUUCACCGUAUAUAUAGAUCACUUUAUCACCCACUUCCGGACUAUGGAAUGGAUAAACUAUUAACAAAGUAUUAUAAGAAUUUGUACACACAAUAACUUUAUAUCUUACUGUUUAAUGAUUUGUAAUGGAAAUAACAUUAUAAGAAUGUCUUUUGGUAUUUCUAUAACAUUAUGAUAAUGUGUGAUUGAAAUAACAUUCGGUAGCUCAGCCGCGAGAUGAAGCUAUGUAGGUGUAUCACGAUGAAUCUAAAUAGGUGUUUCGCAAUUUAGCUAGGUGUGUCAAGAUGAAGCUAGGUGUGCCACAAUGAAGCUAGGUGUGCCACAAUGAAGCUAGGUGUGCCACUAUUAAUCUAAGUGUGAUACGGAAAAUGCCUACAAAAGAAGGAAAAGCACAAAGAAUACAGGCUCGAAAUGAUAAAAUUACCGCGCUGAUAAAAAAGACCAAAAGGCCCCGGUUAGUCUAUUAUCAACAAUGUCAAACACUUGGGCUACAGAAAUGUCUCCAAUAUCGACAGUAAAAAUGGAGCUGGGGGUUGUUAACUGCCUUGGUUCUAGUGGAAAAAAGUUGCACAGCUCUGCAGUAGACCGAUAGUUAUAAGCAGGGCCGUCUUAACAAUCAUUGGAGGCCCUGGACAAAGCAAUCCAAUGGCACCGAAGUUUUCAAGAGGAAGUGAAAGAUGGGCUUGGGGAGGGGCUCAUUGCUCGAGAUCCGGAAAAUUUGUGGUGCCUUCCCACGCAUGCCUGAAUUCAGUUCGGCGUCCAUUUUACGCCUUUUGGAGAACAACAGAGUCCUGGUCGUGUUACCGUUCAAAAAAAGUUUUCAUGGACACCAUUAGACGCGUUGAAUGGAAAGUUUAUGAACAAUCAUUAUUCGUUUAAAAUGUAAAUGUUUCCAUGUUUUCUCACAUGGAAAGAAAGAAAAAAAAAUUUUUUUUAAAGAACAUGUCAUUAUUAUUUUUAUAACUUGUUAACCUGGUCAUUGUAUGUGAAUGUCAUUAUGUAUAUUACACAUAUAUUUAUGAAUAGCCCAUGCAAUCUCUGUGCACUAUUUUUUUUUAGCGCAAAAGUAAAAUUCUCCCUUGAAUGCACCAAAUGGCGUGUACAUUUGUGUUCGAUAUUUAUGUAAGAUAAACCUCGUAUUUCUACAACGAAAUUGGAUUUUUGAAAACAAUGAUAGUA
Messenger RNA from Lymnaea stagnalis (great pond snail), 8916 nucleotides. The record is from the annotation of a GenBank genome assembly. NCBI's taxonomy places the organism in Eukaryota, Metazoa, Mollusca, Gastropoda, Lymnaeidae.